Messenger RNA from Arachis duranensis, 1197 nucleotides. RefSeq names its product pentatricopeptide repeat-containing protein At1g55890, mitochondrial. Gene Ontology annotation, molecular function: protein binding. Lineage: Eukaryota; Viridiplantae; Streptophyta; Magnoliopsida; Fabales; Fabaceae. The coding region runs from base 1 to 1197 and encodes 398 amino acids. The transcript has a single exon. The record is from RefSeq and is a predicted model, not a curated record.
AUGUCUGGCCUCAGUACUCUGCGUCGACUCUUCACCGCAAAACACUCCUCCAUCACCGCCGCACCCUCCUCCAUCACCGCCGCCACAAGCACAGCUAUCGAAUCCGAAUCCAUGUACAAGCGCAAACGGGGACGCGUGACGCCAUCUUUCCACACGCUCCCCAUCGACUACGAAACGCCGGAAGGAAUGCGAAACGUGGUAGACAAGUUCAAGAGGCUUUGCAAAAACAAGUACUUCCGGCGAAGUGUUGGCAUCUACACCGACGUUGUACGCAAGCUUGCGAAGGCCAAGGCCUUCCCUUUGAUCGAAGAGAUCAUUGAAGCCCAAAAGCAGUACAAGGAGAUUACCACCGAGGGCUUCAUUGUUCGCCUCAUCAAUCUCUACGCAAAAGCUGGCAUGCCUGACCACGCCCGCAAACUGUUCGACGAAAUGCCAAACCUUAAUUGCCCUGGCAAAAACUUGGCCUUCUCUUCCCUCAUCAAUGCUUACGUCGCUGCCGGGCAAUACGACGUUGCCGUGGGGCUUUUCCGUGAAAUCAGCGCCAAAUAUUCGAUUCAACCCGAUGUGGUGUCGUUUAAUGUUUUCAUUCACGCAUUAUGCAAGAUGGAUUCUUUGGACUCUGCUGUUGGGGUUCUUGAUGAGAUGGGUGAGCUGGACUUGGAGCCUAAUUUGAUCACUUUUAAUACUCUGCUUGGUCAGUUUUAUGAGAAGCGUGGGCUUGAUGAGGGUGAGAAGAUUUGGACAAUGAUGAAGACGAGGAAUGUUGAGCCUGAUGCUGUGAGUUACAGGCUGAGGAUGGGUGGGAUGGUUGGUGAUGGCAAAUUAAAGGAUGCCGUAGAGUUGUUUCAUGUGAUGAAGUUGAGCGGGGUUAACCCUGAUGUGCAUUGUUUCAAUGUGUUGGUUAAAGGGUUUGUUGGUGAUGACAAUGUUGAAGAAGCCAAGGUUUGGUAUGAUGAGUUGGUGAAGAGUGAAUGUGAACCUGUUCGGUCUACUUAUGUUACUCUUGCGCCAUUUUUUACGGAGAAGGGUGAAUUUGAUUUGGCUUUUCAGCUGUGCAAAGAUGCUAUGAAAGGUAGUAGAUUGGCUAUUGAUGCAGAGGCAUUGAAGCAGGUGGUUGAGGGGUUUGUUGCCAAAGGGAUGAUUGAAGAAGCUAUUGAGCUUGUCAAUCUUGCGGGAAAGAAGAAGUUGGAAGUUUGA